UUCUAACUGUCCCCCUUAGAAAAAGACGAAGAGUGAGUUUAAUCGUUGGUGAAACCGGGCCUAAAAGACAAAAAGUAAGUUAAACCGAGAUUAAAGUUAAUCUGCAUUGACGUAGAAAUGGACAUUAUAGUCGGCCUUCGUAAAGAAACACGGCAGAAUUGAUUGACAAUUCGAGCGACCGUGAACGUAUGAAAAAAGAAAUGAGAUUAUCGCCUUUCUAUUAAAGUACAAUUUAAUGAGCCAUUACUGUCAAGGAUAAUUACGUUAUUCCUCAUUUUUUUACCGUUGCUCUAGCGAGUUCAUCCUGUUCUAGACCAAGGUACGUAAAAUGUCACGGACUUUUCGAGUUAUUCGCUUUUACGCGCUGACGCAUCCCUGACGUCACACGCAUAUCCAAUAAGGGCGUGAGCAGAAACGUUAUUAUUCACGGUUUGGCAGCUGAAUACCUUCUCGCAACGGCAGACCGAAUAAAAGCCGACAGGAACAUCAGGACCCCGUAGCAGACAUGAUCGAAUGAUGGAGGUGAUUUCGACACGCCGAUACGAGGCCCGUCCACCGGCGAAUACCCACUCCUCUAUUCUCGUUGACCCUGAGAACUCCGUGGCAUUAAUCAAAGAAGAGGAAUGGGAGACCCGCAAGAAAAAGGAGAUUACCACCACGCGGCAGAUCGAGACGAGGGUGAAGCGGCAGGUCGUCCUCGAGGAUGGCGAGGUCGUCGUCGAUUCCGGACCUCUUGUCACCACGAACACGACCGAAGAUGUCGAGCAGCAGGAACAUACGACUCAGGAGAAACGCACGACCGGUGAUCAACCGCGGGAGGUCGACUGGCGGCCGGCGGCGGCGGCAGGUGGUAUUGUGACCGGAAAUGGCGGUAACAUCGUGCAAAAGGAGCUGAACGAGACGGUGAUGAGGAGCCGCGAGGAGAUCGAGGAGAGACUCGAGACGGAGGAUCGUCAACAGUUGGGAGAUAUCUCAGAUGAGGCAUACCAGAAGGCGGUGCGUAACAAUAGGGGCGACUUGCGAGUCGCCCUUGCCGAAUCUUCGAAACAGUUGGCGCCGCAGUCCGCCGGUCCGCGGGUCAUUCAGCACACGACUAGGUCAAACAAGGUCAUCGACACCGAGAAGACCUUGGAGAAAAAGGAACUGAAGGCUGAUGGAUUAAUCGUUACCGAGAAGAAGCGAACGGUCGAGCACGAAGAGAUUAAAGACGACGAGAUCCCGGACGACGGGAAGAACGACGACGACGACGAGGCCUCCGAAACGAAGAAGGAAAGCUCGCAGAGAUACGUGAAGAAGAGGGAAGAGGACGUGGUGGACUACAUCUCGGCCGGCGAGAGAGUCGGCCGAGAAAUGCGCUACGUCGCAGAGACAACCGAAGGAGAACGAAUAGGCGACUGGUCACCAUCACCGACGGGCAUGCGGACGACUCGUUUUCACAAGUAUCCCGGUUUCUCGGAUGCCGCUCGGAAAGACGCUCUGACAAAGAAACCGUUGGAUCUUGAGGAAGAAGACGAGGCGAGGAAAUUCGAAACGUCGAAGUGGCUCGAAAGCCACUUCGGCAGCGAUUCGCGUUCCUCGCACGGGUCUCUCGACGCCGAUGAUUCUCCUCUUCCAACCAGCACUAACACGAGCUACAUCAAUGUCACCAUGAAAUCCUGCGCACCGAGGGAGCGCGAUUAUCAGAAUACAAGUUCCAGUCGUAAUCAGCGACGUGAUCGAGAGUCGAAUUCGCCUUCAGGAUAUUUUCAUGGAAUCAGCGAAUGGUCGGAACGAUAUCAAGGGAAAGAGAAGCAAAAUCAUGCGCGAUCGAACUCUCCGGCUCGGUACGUGGAAUCUCCGCGUGCCAACGGACAAUUCCACGGACAGAAGAGAAAUCAAGUUGAAUCAUCGUAUUCGAAAACUUACGAAUCGUUCCGACGUGAAUAUCAGGAUCCUGUCGAGGAACGACAACGUACGCCUUCCCCACCUAUACGUCGAAGAUCGAAAGAACAGUGGACAAAAUCCGAAGAAAAGAUCAGCUCGAACGAGCCGACGGGUCGUACUUCAAGUCCGGUACACGUGGUGCAAAGAACUUGGGAGAGCCGUAAUCGCGACAUUCAAGCACAGACACCCGAACGCGAUUACAGAAGUACCUCGCCAAGAUCGCGAUCCAUCUCGCCGAAAUCGCCGAUAAACGGUCGCGAGGAGAAGAAGUCGGAUAGUUCAAGAACAUCAAAGAAUCAUGGAGCUAAGUACAAGAUCGGCGAAUCCUUUCGGAAGCUGGUGGGCAAAUUACGUUCAGCCAGCACGGAGAGAAAGAGUAAACAGAGAAGCGGUGGUUCGACCUCGCAAUUGACGCAGACCGAUGACAACGGGCCGACCUACUUGCAAUACAACGUGAUCGAUAGGAACAUUCCUUUCGUCAGCGAAAGAGACACGACGGAGGACAAACCACCGGAAAGACCGCCGCGAUCGCCGCGGAACGCUAACGCGUCGAACAAAGUGACGAAGACCAGGACGGCCGAUCAUGGUGCCCGGGAACAAUGGCAACGCAGCGAAUCUACGCCGCCGCCCUUGCAGAGGUACUACUUGGGCGAGGAUCCUUUCGGCGGUAGUAUCUAUGGCCGUGAAAAAGGAUACGAGGAGGACAGAGAUCGGCUGCGACAAGGAAGACCGCGCGGCUCUGGUAAAAUUGCCGUAGAUUCCGAGCACAGCGUCGCCUCCAGCUCCCUCGGCAGGUUUAGCAAGUCCACCAGCAGACUGGCCGGCGAUCACGAGAGGGAGGAGCACCUCCGGUCCACCCAGACGUUACCGCGGAGCCUGCACUCCGCCAAUGCUGGACAAUCGGCACGCUCGCAGAUCAGACGACACCAGGCGAACGUCGGCCGGCACGGUACACCCGGCAAAACGGGCCAGCACAGCAGCAUGAUCAACAUAUCGAUCAAGAAUACGGUGAGCACGUCGCCCAAGGUGAACGUGACGCCCGCGUACAGCACGCUUCAGGCACCGCCGAAACCCGAACGUACAUACAAGUCGUCGCUGUUACGCAGCAAGAGCUUUAACGUCGAGGCCGACAAAAACGGCGUCGACGCGCCGGUCCGCGCACCGUAUACCUCCAAUUUGCACCUGAACCGCCUGGACGAGACCCCGCCGCUCAAGAGCCCCGGCAUUCUCGCCAGCAUUAGCCGUAGUAACAGGGAUCUGUUAAGAGAUGGUAAAUAUUGAAGUGGCCAAUAAUAUAAACAGUAUAUAUCCUUCUUUUGGACGUUAAAUUGCGCUAUCCUUCUCUUUCCCCGCAAAUACGCGCGUCCGAAGAGCGUCCCAAAGCGUAAACGAUACAAGUCUUAAGCGAGAAGCGAAAAGUCUGAUAAAGUAAUGAAUUAUAUUUGUGUUUUACAUAUAUUGUAAUUGCAUAUAUGCUUUCAAUAAUCUUAUACUUUUAAAACUUUUAUUAAAACUUUUCAUUUUCCCUUUGGUUAUCGUUGAAAUCUUGCCCUCCUCUUCCUCCUUCGCCCUCGUUUUUAAUUGCGUCACUGAUGGCCACCAUAUUCAAAUAUUUGUAUAGAUAAUUAAAUUUUUAAAUUUAUUCUUAUUAAAUAGUUGACUCAUUUUCUACGUUAUCAUCACGUAUCACCUCGUUACGCGUUUUAAUGUGGAAUAUUGUAGGCGUGACGUAAAUAGUAGCAAUCGUAGAGACAGACACAUCCUCUGGAAACUGUUCAAGAAAUUAAAAGGUGUUGCAGCUACUAUUUAUAGUCGACGUUUUAUUCGUAGACAAGAAAAAUAUUAAGUUCUAGAUACCGUGCGAUAUGUACACGACAUCGUUCUCAUGAAUUAUUUAACAUGGAAUCUGUCGGAGUCGAGGACGUGAAAGUCACGUCCUCCGAAAUCGAUCAUACGGAGUACAUUAAAUAAGUAGAAUCGAUAACAAUCGCUAAACUUCUUAAAUAUUACAAAAUGUUUCGUACAUUUUUAAUUUUACGUCUAUGUGCCACAUUUUUCAACAGUUAAAUUACAUUCACACAAAGCGGAAUAUGUAAAGGUCAUUACUAUUCUCGAUAUGUAUAAUGUACAGAAUGUUCCGCGUACUUUUCUCAUCUUCUUAAUAAUAUUUUCUUUUGGUAAUCUGAAAUAUAUAUAUUUUUCAUGCCGCAAUCGCGGUAAUAAAA
Temnothorax curvispinosus is the source of this 4148-nucleotide messenger RNA. RefSeq lists its product as uncharacterized. The coding region runs from base 514 to 3204 and encodes 896 amino acids. The transcript is spliced from 12 exons. NCBI's taxonomy places the organism in Eukaryota, Metazoa, Arthropoda, Insecta, Hymenoptera, Formicidae. The record is from RefSeq and is a predicted model, not a curated record.